Molecule: messenger RNA, 1454 nt
Organism: Gadus chalcogrammus (walleye pollock)
Lineage: Eukaryota; Metazoa; Chordata; Actinopteri; Gadiformes; Gadidae
Gene: tnr
Product: tenascin R (restrictin, janusin)
Exons: 9
Coding region: 171-1454 (427 amino acids)
Source: RefSeq, a predicted model, not a curated record
GUUCUGUCGGAGCGUGGCGGGCGUUUAGCCCGUGCCCGCCCCUGACACACAGCGUACGCGAGGUGGAGAACGGCGGUUAUUGACUGAGAACUUUCUUCCACUAAAGUGUGCGUUGUUCCCCGGCCGGUGAAGGACGGGAGGAGAGCUUUGUGGAGGACUGUGUCGCCAGCAUGCUUCUUUUACAGAAACCUUCCAGAACAAUGAAGCCUGCAGCAGCCUGGAUGCUGACCCUGGCUCUGUCUCUGGCCUUACAGACGCCCUCUCACGCUGCUCCUUCGGGGGACAGUAAGCUGGUGCGCACCGUCAGAGUGAAGAGGCAGGCCCCGGGGGAGGAGUUUCUGGCCUCUGCCGCUCUGUCCAAUCAGAGCCUCGGGGAGCAAGCUGUGGUCUUCAACCACGUGUACAACAUCAAUGUGCCCAUGGAGUCUCUCUGCUCCGUGGACCUGGAGUCCUCCUCCGCUCCAGAUGUCCGGGCUGAUCUGGGAUCCCGACCCCCCAUGGAGGCUCUGGCUGGGCCCACAGAGUACACAGAGCAGACCGUGGACACCGACAGCCAGGUGACGUUCACCCACCGCAUCAACAUCCCCAAGGCGGCGUGUGGCUGUCCGUCGGCCACCACCGUGCAGCAGCUGGCCACCCGCAUCGAGAUGCUAGAGCGCGAGGUGUCCCUGCUCCGCGCCCACUGCGACUCCAGCUGCUGUGGGGACAACAGCGCCACCGGUCGCCUCGACUUCGUCCCGGCGUGCGGCGGCCACGGCAGCUUCAGCUUCGACCUCUGCGGCUGCGUGUGCGAGGAGGGCUGGGGCGGCAAGAACUGCUCCGAGCCCCGUUGCCCCGACGACUGCUCGGGCCAAGGCGUGUGCGUGGAGGGCGAGUGCGCGUGCGACCGCGACUUCGGCGGCGACAACUGCUCGGAGCCGCGCUGCCCGUCCGACUGCUCCGGGCGGGGCCUGUGCAUCGACGGCGACUGCGUCUGCGAGGAGGCCUACACUGGCGAGGACUGCACGCUGGGCCGCUGCCUGAACGACUGCUCCGACCAGGGGGCGUGCGUGAACGCGACGUGCCAGUGCCGGCCCGGCUACGUGGGGGAGGACUGCUCUCUGGUGUACUGCGCCAACAACUGCAGCAAGAAGGGCCUGUGCAAGGACGGCUUCUGCGUCUGCCAGGAAGGCUUCGCCGGCGACGACUGCAACUCAGUGGCAGCUGUCAUGAACGUGCGUGUGCGCGGUGUGACCGAGCGCACCAUAGAGCUGGAGUGGGAGGGAUCCGCCGUACUCACCGACUUCCUGUUGACCUACGCCCCCAGCAGCCCUGGAGGUGGGCAUAGCCAGUCUGGCAUCAACUGGUUCAACUGGAAGGGCCACGAGUUCUCCAUCCCCUUCGUGGAGAUGAAGAUGAGGCCGUAUAACUACCGGAGCAUCAGUGGGAAGAGGAGGAGGUCUGCCCCUUUAUAA